CUCUACUCUCCUGCAGGGAAAUGGUUGCAGAGUUAUUUUAAUUAUUCCAAAGUUCAAAGACGGUGACUGAUACUGCCAUGAUACAUUACUACUGAAAAAUCUGGUUUCCUGGAUUAAAGAUUUCUAGAAAGCUGCUCCUCACCUGUAGACAUAUUAUGUGGCCCAAUAUUAGUGCUGCCCCCUUUCUGCUGACUGGCUUCCCAGGCCUGGAAACAGCUCAUCACUGGAUCUCCAUCCCCUUCUUUGCAGUCUAUGUUUCUGUGCUUUUUGGCAAUGGCACUCUCCUCUACCUAAUCAAGAAUGACCACACUCUCCAUGAACCCAUGUACUAUUUCCUUGCCAUGCUGGCAGGAACAGAUCUGAUGGUAACAUUGACCACGAUGCCAACUGUAAUGGGUGUACUAUGGGUGAAUCAUCGGGAGAUGAGCCACGGAGCUUGUUUCCUGCAGGCCUACUGUAUUCACUCUCUUUCCAUUGUAGAAUCAGGUAUCUUGCUUGCCAUGGCCUAUGACCGUUUUAUUGCCAUUCGCAGUCCCUUGAAAUAUACUUCCAUUCUCACCAAUACUCGAGUUGUAAAGUUAGGGAUGGGAGCUUUUAUGAGGGGUUUUAUAUCCAUUGUGCCUGUAAUUGUGCGUCUUUUUUCAUUUCCAUAUUGUCACUCUCAUGUUCUCUCUCAUGCUUUCUGUCUUCACCAAGAAAUCAUGAAACUGGCCUGUGCUGACAUAACUUUCAAUAGACUGUACCCUGUCAUUCUGAUUUCUUUAACAAUCUUCUUAGACUCUUUGAUCAUCCUUUUCUCCUAUAUCCUAAUUCUUAAGACAGUCAUGGGCAUAGCCUCUGGUAAAGAGAGAGCCAAGGCCCUCAAUACCUGUAUCUCCCACAUCGGUUGUGUCCUCAUCUUCUAUGUCACUGUUAUCGGUCUGUCAUUUAUUCAUAGGUUUGGGGAAAAUGUGCCACAAGUGGUCCACAUUAUAAUGAGCUAUGUAUACUUUCUCUUUCCUCCUUUAAUGAAUCCUAUCAUUUACAGCAUCAAGACCAAGCAAAUUCAAUAUGGCAUUCGCCGCCUUUUAACUAAACAUACAAUUGAAAGUUAAACCCUGAUGUGGGUAACUGCUCAGGAAAGAAGGUGGGGAUCAGAGAUUUCUCUGAAUUGAGAGAAAAGAAAUUCACAAGGUCUCAAAACUUUCUGUAGCAGCCUCCACUUCUUCAAAUGAUACAAUGACAUCUAUUAGGCUCAUCAGGGGUCUGCUCUUGACUUCACAGAUUUGGCAUUUGUUAGGUUCAAGGAUUGAUUUGUUUGUCAUUAUCCUGUGUUCUUCUCUCUAAAUGUUUAGCAGAGAAAAUAAAUAUUUCUGAUACA
Myotis davidii is the source of this 1360-nucleotide messenger RNA. RefSeq names its product olfactory receptor 51B2. Gene Ontology annotation, biological process: G protein-coupled receptor signaling pathway. The transcript has a single exon. Gene Ontology annotation, molecular function: G protein-coupled receptor activity; olfactory receptor activity. The coding region runs from base 156 to 1094 and encodes 312 amino acids. Gene Ontology annotation, cellular component: membrane. The record is from RefSeq and is a predicted model, not a curated record. NCBI's taxonomy places the organism in Eukaryota, Metazoa, Chordata, Mammalia, Chiroptera, Vespertilionidae.